AUGUCGAGGAUACGGAAUACUGGUGACAACAAACCAGGAAGCAUUUACAGAAUCGCUCUCGAAAACUUUGUGACAUAUAAACAAGUAGAGCUAUAUCCUGACCAAUCAUUGAAUGUAAUUAUCGGACCCAACGGUACUGGAAAAUCGACUUUUGUCUGUGCAAUAAUUUUGGGACUAUGUGGUAAAACAAACAUUAUAGGUCGAGCUAAAAAGAUAUCAGAAUAUGUGAGGGGAGGAUGCGAACAAUCUACCAUAGAGAUUGAAUUAUACCGAAACCCAGGGGAGCAUAAUGUCAUUAUUACUCGGAAUUUUAACCUUAAGGAUAUUUCUUCGUGGUACAUAGACCAUAAAACAGCCAGAGAGAAACAAGUCCAAGAACUAAUUGCUUCAUUUAAUAUACAGGUUGACAAUCUUUGUCAACUUCUCCCUCAAGAUAGAGUUCAGGAUUUCUCAAAAAUGAAUCCCCAAGAACUACUCCGAAGCACUUUAUCAGCUGUUGGUGGGCAGGAAAGUGUCACUCAGUUAGAAGAGCUUAUUGCAACUAGGCAAGAACAGCGUAAUUUAAAUAAUGUCUUGGAAAAUAAUGCACAGUUGCUGCAAGAACAUAUUCGGUUAAAUGAUAGGUUAAAAGUUAUAAUAGAAACCAUUAAUCAAAGAAAAGAAAUUGAACAAGAAAUAGAUAUUUGUAAGAAAAAGGAACUCUGGAUAGAGUACCAAGACCUUAAAGAGGCAGUUAAUGAAUACUCAAAUGACAAGAAAACGGCUACCAAACUUGUGAAUAAUCAUAAAAAAGCUAUGCAACCUCUUGAAGAAUUAGUAGAAAAGGCUAAAAGUAGAAUUAGUAAAAUGGAGCAACAAAAGCUUAAAGCUGGAAGGGAAAUUCACUCUCUUACUGACAAAGUCAAAGAGAUACUAAACAGCAUUCGGUCACAAGAACAUGUUCUAAAAGAGAUCGACGCUAUGUAUCAAGAAAAGUUAGAAAGACAUCGGAAUAGAAAAAGAGAGUUGUUAGAGGCAAAAGCAAAGUUGGAUAAGCUAAUAACGGAUAAACAGAUGGCGUUGGAGCAUAUUGGCGAUGAGAGCAGUAUUAAAAUGAAAAUGGCUGAAAUUCAUAAAUCCAUAUCAGCAACAAAUGCAGCUAUCGACACAUUAAAGAAGAAGAAGUUAGAAGUUCAGUUUGAUUACGAGAAUAAUGUGAUACCACAGAUCAGACUGUAUCAAAAUAGGAUAAACAACUUGGAAGAUAGCAACGAAAAGCGUUUGGAGAUGCUAAGAUCUUCAUCAAGUACUAAAGACGCAUACGAAGCCGUUAUAUGGUUGAGAGCUAACAAACACCACUUCAAACAUGGAGUCUACGAGCCUAUGAUGCUGGAGAUAAACUUCCCAGAUCCAAAGUUCGCGCGCUAUCUUGAAGCGACUGUGGCAACUCGUGAUCUAGUAGCGUUCACCUUCGAGUCCAGUCAAGAGAUGAAUUUUUUCAUGACAAAGAUGAGAGAAAUGAACCUGAAACGGGUGAAUGCGGUUUGCAGUCCGCCCACAUCGUUCAAUAUUCAGAGGCAAAAUAUAUCUGAGCUUAGCUACCUAGGAUUCUACACUUACGUUUUGGACACAAUCACUGCACCGGACGCGAUAAUACGCUACUUGUGCAACAACUACGCCAUACACAAGAUACCGAUAGGAAAUGAGCAUACUUUCAAUAACAGUGGGAAAGUUCCAGCAAACAUUAGUUUUUAUUUCACGGAAAAUCACAGAUUCUCAGUACGUGUAUCGGCCUAUAGUGGAGCGAAGUCCAGUUCUAUAACAGAAAUCAAAUCACCCAGACUUCUGGCCAACACAAUCGAUGUAGAACAAAUUAACAAUUAUAAAAGCCAGUUAGCCAAAUUUGAAAGAACGGCGCAGUCUCAUAAAAGCAAAAUGAAAGAAAUGGAUACCCAGCUUUCGCCACUAGAGGUCACUCUUAACAGUUAUCAUGUUGAGAGGAAAAAAAUUAACGACGGCGUAGAAAAGGUACGAACCCUGAGCGCACAAAUUCGGUUACAAACGAAAAAACUUGAGGACAUCCAGAACGAGUCUACAAUCAAUAUUGAGGUUGAAAAGCAAAAAUGUGUAGCCAAGCAAAAGGACACAGUGUUAAAACAAUGUCACAUACACGGCCAAUUAAAAGACAUUAUGAAGGAACUACAAUCUGCGAUGCUGAAAAAGGAAUUGGCCUCAGUGAAAUUGGAUAUAAGUAGAAAAGCGAUUAUACAAGAUGAAUCAAAAUUAAGAGAGUUGAAAGGUGAAUUACGAAACUCGGAGACGACAUUGGAAAACAUACAGAAGAAAUUAACCCGCGCAAUAUCAGAUGCUAAAGAAAAGCUCAUGGAGGCUAAGCGUUCUUGCAAUAACAAACUACCCAACGACCCAGACUUUCCUUAUACUAAAGAUUUCGAGAAACUACCCUCAGAUUUAAGCAGCCUUCAAGCACAUUGCUGCGAUCUACAGACGCGUAUAGAAUGUAUGGACACCAAUGAUGUACAGGUACUUAAAGAAUAUGAAGCACGUGAAAAAACAAUAGCUCAACUCAAACAUGAUGUGAAGAAUUCAUCAAAUAUCAACAAGCAAUUAGAAGAGAAGAUGAAUGUACUCAAAUCAAAAUGGCUGCCAUCGUUAGAAGUGCUAUUACGAAAUAUCGACAAAACAUUCGGCGCUAUGUUCGCGAAGUUGGGCUGCGCGGGCGAGAUCAAAUUAGACAAAACUGGUUCUGAUGACGACUACGAUAAAUACGGUCUGGGUAUCUACAUUCGAUUCCGUGAGCAUGAACAGUUGCAGCAGUUAACACGACACGCGCAGAGCGGCGGAGAGAGAGCGCUGUGCACUGCGAUAUAUUUGAUGUCACUACAGGCAUUAGCCACUGUGCCUUUUAGAUGCGUGGAUGAGAUAAAUCAAGGAAUGGAUGCGAUCAACGAGAGGAAAAUGUUCCAAUUACUGGUCAAAGUGACUACUGAAUGUAGCAACGGGCAAUACUUCCUUUUAACGCCAAAGUUAUUAAGCCAGCUCGAAUAUGGGGAAAAAGUAAUGGUUCACACCAUAAUGAAUGGAAAGGAAAUAAUGAACUACAAGAAAUGGAAAUAUCAGAAGCAUUUGGAAAACGCGCGGAAAUACACAAUGGCACAAUCAAUGGAUUAUAUGUGA
Messenger RNA from Leptosia nina, 3174 nucleotides. The record is from the annotation of a GenBank genome assembly. NCBI's taxonomy places the organism in Eukaryota, Metazoa, Arthropoda, Insecta, Lepidoptera, Pieridae.